Messenger RNA from Sphenostylis stenocarpa, 974 nucleotides. The record is from the annotation of a GenBank genome assembly. NCBI's taxonomy places the organism in Eukaryota, Viridiplantae, Streptophyta, Magnoliopsida, Fabales, Fabaceae.
AUGCCCGAGCUUAGAAAAACACCUGCUUCUAAACUGAAGCAGAAGCUUCACCACUCCUUGCAAGAGUCCAAAGCGACGAGAAAACUGCGCAUCAUUUACAAUGAUCCUGAUGCCACUGAUUCAUCCGAUGAUGAGCUUGAGAGGAUCCAGAAGCAGAGAAAAACUAAGAGAAGCGUGUGUGAAAUCCCUCUGCCUCCACUUCCUCGGACAUUCACCACUCCUGAAACUAGUUCCUGUGAGGUGAAUAGCAACAACAAUGGUCAACCAGAAAGUAAGAGAAGGAACACUUCUGGAAAAUAUAGAGGUGUUAGGCAGAGAAAAUGGGGUAAAUGGGCUGCUGAGAUUCGUGACCCUUUUCAGAGUACUCGAUUAUGGCUUGGUACAUUCAACACUGCGGAGGAGGCUUCUCAAGCCUACGAAGCCAGGAGGCUUGAGUUUGAAGCCAUGGCAAAGGCUAGAGCCUACAAAAAUGUUUCUAGUUCUAGUCCUGGUUCUGAUCCUUUGCCCACAAAUUCUGAGAAGAGUAUCUGCUGUAACUCUUCUGCUGCUGUGUCUGUGUCCGAGAAGUUUUCUACUACCUCUGACGAUUCAGAAAGUGUGUUGUCACACCCUUCGCCUUCCUCUGUCCUUGAGUUGGAUAUCUCAGUUACCAAAGCCAUUGACAUGGGUAAUUUUUCUAACGAGGAAGCUGUUGAGGCUAAUGAUUUGGUUGCUGAAUUUGCUGAUCUGGAAAUUCCAGAUUUGAGUACGUUGAACUUGCCCUUACCAUAUGACGGUACUACUGCUGUUACGUCUGAGACUGAGCUUGGACUUGAUUUUGAUUGGUUAGGUGAGGAUUUCGGACAGGAUUUUAAUGAUUUUGGUGGCUUGGAAGAUAUUCAUAUUUGUGGGAUUGACAAUGAGUCUAGUGAACUUCCUGAUUUUGAUUUUGGUGAUCUAUGUGCUGAUGAGAUUGCUGAUAAAAAGUCUUCAAA